AUGGCGGUAGAUCAUGGACGUCUGCGCGAGGCAGGCGAGACCGAAAACGGGGUUUUGGGGUUUUUCUCGAGGCUGCGGAAUUGCCCACCUUUCGAAAAUAUCUUCCGGUCAGAUGAAAGGAGCAACGCAGUCCUCUCCACGGUCCAGUUCUCGAUCGCAGGCUUCGCCACAGGUUUUCUCUUUGGCGCCCUGUCGUUUGACUUUUUGUUGAACUCGCCGUUCCUGACAAAUGCAAAGCGCGGCGUUCUGCGUGACCUGGCAGAGACGCACAGUUCGCUUCGCCAGCAGCGCGAGAACUUUCUCCUCAUUCGCCAACACACUUCUGUGCUGCAGAGGCUCCGUCGAGCUCUCUCGUCUUUGGAAAACAGCGGCGCCCAGUCGAUGUCCGCGAUGUCCGCGGCGCAUGCAGCGGGCGGAGACACCCACGUGCAAACGCCAGGAGGCGUCGGGCGAGCGGCUGAGGCGUGCGCGACUUCUGCGACUUUCGCCGCUCAUGCCUCGUCUGCGGUCUCUUCCUCCUCUCGAGUGUCUGCAGCUGCUACGCCCUCUGGGUCCGCAUCCUCCUUCGCUUCUGCGCCUUCCUCUUGCUCGCCUGCGUCGCCUCAUGCGCCUGGCAACCAAGCGGCUUCCUCAUCCUUUUCUCGCUCGUCGCCAGGCUCGCGGCUGCAGGCCUCACCGGCGCUCUCCAGCGCGUCCGCUUCGUCCUCUCCCUCUCCGUCAGUUCCUUCGGGUUCAACGCGGCACGCGCUGCUUCAGGAUCAGGCGCAGCAGCUGCAGAGUCAGCUUGCGCAGUUGUGGGAGCGCGAUGCGCUGCUACGGAGCCGCGAGAAGAGCUUCUUUUCGGGUCUGCUGCCUUCGGGGCGAGAGCCAGAGGCGGGCGCGCGCUCAGGCCCUCUCGCCCUCCUGCGCGCCAGCCGCGCGAGCCCGACGCCAGCCGCGCAGCCUCCACCGGCUUCCACGGCCUCGGCGUCGCCGCGCGAGCGGCUGCGUGGCGGCGUUGAGAGGCUCGAAAAGACUCCGCAUCCCGCGAGCCGAGGCUGCGAAUCUCUUGCGCGCCGACGACUUCAGCUCUUCUUCGCGCACCGCGUGAAGCUGCCGGCGCGCGUCGGACUCCGCGUCGGAGUCGCCUGCAUGGGAUUUUACACCUUGGAAAGUGCUCUGUACGGGCUCCUCGAACGCGGGCGCGGGUGCUCUGCCUUCACGCGGGUCACGGACUGGUGGCUGUCGGCUCUCUAUCUCUACGGGGUCUCAGGGCACACGCUCGAUCUGCGGCCGCCGCCCGCACGCUCUCGGCUUCCCGCGCCGCUCUACGGCCUGUCGCACAGGCCUCAGUCUUUCUCGUUCUUCGUCAGCCAGGCAGCGCGCGGGGUUGCGCAGCUCUCGCGCUUCUGCGAGUUCGCAGUCCAGCGGAACUCACCGCUCUUCGUAUUUUUCUUCUACCGUGCGUGCUUCGAUAUCCUGAGCUACUCGUGGCAGCUGCAGUCUGUUGUCUAA
Besnoitia besnoiti is the source of this 1494-nucleotide messenger RNA. RefSeq lists its product as uncharacterized. Lineage: Eukaryota; Apicomplexa; Conoidasida; Eucoccidiorida; Sarcocystidae. The record is from RefSeq and is a predicted model, not a curated record. The coding region runs from base 1 to 1494 and encodes 497 amino acids. The transcript has 4 exons.